AUGGUACACCUAAACAAAACAACAUCAACACCCAACGGUGUCUCACGAGGCGCGUCGCCAUCCCGAAAUGGCACAAAGGUCUCCGCAUCCAGGAAAGAACGUAAAACACAUGACAAAUCGGCACAUAGGUCCCUGUUCUCCAAAACAGCUGCUAUGCUUUUUGUUGUUGCUUGCAUCUUCUUAACGCAUCCAGAUAAAUUCGACAGACACUCAGAGCCUUUGGCCAAAUUACGCGUACAUAACAGAGUUGCCCGCAGUUUAGCAAAAAUUAAAGCAAUUGCAUCAGAAGAUGAGCUUGAAUUAGAUCCGAUGGCAUUCGAACACUAUAACGAUGAUGAAGAAACCUAUGAAGGUGCCUACAACGAUGUCGACGAACCUUAUGAAGAAGCCUAUGCAUUUUCCCCGAAACGAAUAUAUUCGGACGGACAAUGGGAGGAUGAGGAAGAUGGAACUAUACUAAAAGCAUGGAAAAUGGUGGAGUACCAGGUACCACAACAAGUGCAUUAUUAUGGAAAGUGGAAAAUACAACAUGAUGCACGGGAAGAAGAAGUCGAUAGCAACGACACAUUAUCUUCCGAUGUAGCAGUCUCCGCUUCAGUUGAAAACUCUAGCACAUCGCUUUCGAAGGUUGAUGCACAAGGGUCAUUGUCGCCAUCCCUACAAAAUAAAGGACAAAGUGCAAAAACGAAACAGGCGCCGAAAGGAUCUUCGGGUACAGGAACCAUCGCAAGCACAAAGCAUGGCAAGCAGAAUAAGGCAGUUAACAUCAAAACCGGAAGAGGCUUUAGCGAAGGCGAAAGCGCCGAAGAAGGUUUUGAACGACCAAAAUUUCAUCGGAGGCAGAUGAGAAACCUGAGGUACUCCGGAAAAAUCAGAGAUGCCCCAGAAAACCGAAAGCACCUAACAAACCAUAAGUAA
Messenger RNA from Plasmodium fragile, 918 nucleotides. RefSeq lists its product as uncharacterized. The transcript has 4 exons. The record is from RefSeq and is a predicted model, not a curated record. NCBI's taxonomy places the organism in Eukaryota, Apicomplexa, Aconoidasida, Haemosporida, Plasmodiidae. Bases 1 to 918 code for a protein of 305 amino acids.